CUUUUAUUACACACUAGUAGUGUUCUUAAUGUUAACAUUCCUUUGUGCGGUGUGGUCCAGCACUCAUGAGUGGUGACUCGGCCGACAGCACAAGGCCACGGCCACCCAAUUACAAGAACAACUCCCCCCACCACUGUUCAUCGUAAUCAAUCAUGGGGUUAUGUUAUUGAUUUUUCUAUUUUCCUCUCAAACCUUGUUCUACCUUCUAUCUCUACCUUAGGCUUCUGAUUCCCCGGCGACAACUCUGUGUCAGCCCCGCCACAAUUUAGGUAUCCACUUUUUUCCUCCACAACCCACCCAUUUGUUUGGUGCCCUUAAUGUCUGUAUUCUGGGGAGACUCUUUUGCUCCUGAGUUGUUUUCACUCACCUACAUGCGCUUAGGGUUUGAGUAAAAGGGGUUUAUAAUAAUAUAUCAUAAACAGGGGGCUUCUAGUGAUUUGCAAAAUGGGGUUGUUCCGGCUGCUACGGAACUGGUGAUCCGAUUUGCUUUUGGAUUUGUUGGUUAUAUCUUACAGGAUGAAAGCUCCCCCUAAUGGGUUUCUGCCCAAUUCUGGAGAAGGUGAAAGGAAGAACAUCAAUUCUGAGCUAUGGCAUGCUUGUGCUGGGCCUCUUGUUUCGUUACCUCCAGUUGGAAGUCUUGUGGUUUACUUCCCUCAAGGCCACAGUGAACAAGUUGCAGCUUCGAUGAAUAAGGAGACUGAUUUCAUUCCAAGCUACCCUAACCUUCCUUCUAAGUUGAUCUGCAUGCUCCAUAACGUCACGUUACAUGCUGAUCUUGAAACGGAUGAAGUGUAUGCACAAAUGACCCUUCAACCAGUGAAUAAAUACGAAAAAGAAGGUUUAUUGGCAUCUGAUAUUGGCCUCAAGCAAAACAGGCAGCCUGCUGAAUUCUUCUGUAAAACUCUAACAGCUAGCGACACCAGCACUCACGGUGGAUUUUCUGUGCCUCGUCGUGCAGCUGAGAAGAUUUUUCCCCCAUUAGACUACUCGAUGCAACCCCCUGCUCAGGAACUAGUGGCUAGAGAUUUGCAUGAUAAUUCGUGGACAUUCAGACAUAUUUACCGCGGCCAACCAAAAAGACACCUUCUGACCACUGGUUGGAGUGUUUUUGUCAGCACAAAACGACUCUUUGCUGGAGAUUCGGUGCUCUUUAUAAGAGAUGAAAAGUCACAGCUUCUCUUAGGCAUAAGGCGUGCUAACAGGCAGCAGCCAGCUCUGUCUUCAUCAGUCAUAUCAAGUGAUAGCAUGCACAUAGGAAUUCUUGCUUCUGCUGCUCAUGCAGCUGCAAAUAACAGUCCUUUUACCAUAUUUUACAAUCCUAGGGCCAGUCCUUCUGAAUUUGUGAUUCCUUUGGCCAAGUAUAAUAAGGCAAUGUAUGCACAAGUUUCCCUUGGCAUGCGAUUUAGGAUGAUGUUUGAAACCGAGGAGUCGGGAGUACGUAGAUAUAUGGGUACAAUUACUGGUAUCAGUGACAUGGAUUCCGUACGAUGGAAAAAUUCACAAUGGCGCAAUCUUCAGGUCGGAUGGGAUGAAUCGGCAGCUGGUGAACGACCAAACCGAGUUUCAAUAUGGGAGGUUGAGCCUGUUGUGACUCCUUUUUACAUAUGUCCACCUCCAUUCUUUAGGCCCAAAUUCCCUAAACAACCAGGGAUGCCAGACGAUGAAUCUGAGAUUGAAAAUGCUUUUAAGAGAGCGAUGCCAUGGUUUGGUGAUGAGUUCGGCAUGAAAGAUGCGUCAAGCUCAAUCUUUCCUGGUUUAAGUUUAGUGCAGUGGAUGAGCAUGCAACAUAAUAAUCAGUUCCCAGCAGCUCAAUCUGGAAUUUUGCCGUCCAUGGUUGCUCCUAGUGCUCUGCAUGGAACUCUUACUAAUGAUGAGUCAUCCAAAUUAUUGAGUUUUCAAGCACCAGUAAUGUCUUCACCAAAUCUCCAAUUCAGCAAAGCAAAUCAACAGAACCAAGUUGCCCAGUUGCCACCAACAACGUGGUCUCAACAGCAGCAGGUGCAGCAGUUGUUACAAGUUCCUGCUAGCCAACAGUUGCAGCAGCAGCAGUUGCCACUCCAGCAGGAGCUACAGCAGCAGGUGCCCCAGCAGCAGCAACUCCAGAUGCAACAGCCACAACGACAACAGCAGGCCUCCCAAUCUGCUCUUCUGAACAACGGUGUUACUGCUCCGAAUCAUUUGCCAAAUCAGACUUUGCAACAACCGCUUGUAUACUCUCAGCUACAACAACAGCAGUUGCUUGCAGGCAAUAUACAAUCACAUCAAACUAGCCAACCAUCCAAUAAAAACUUAUUUCAGACUACAUCUUUAUCACAAGAAGUACAGUUUCAGCCACAAAUAGAGCAGCAACCUAGUCUUCUUCCGAAACACCAGCAGCCAACACAAGUUCAACAGGCCCCACUACAGUUAAUGCAACAAAGUCUGUCUCAGAGAGCACAACAACAGCCACAAGUUCAGCAAUUUUCACAGCCAGUCCCAACAGAGCAACAACUUCAAUUACAGCUGCUACAGAAGCUGCAGCAGCAGCAGCAGCAGCAUCCGUUGCUCUCCCCAGCUAGCCCACUGUUACCACCUCAGCUGCUACAGCAGCAGAAUGUUCAUCAGCAAAACCAGCAGUUACCACCAUUGCCUUUGUCCAAUCAGCAUCAGUUCAGUACUAGUGGAGGCAGCUUACAAACAGAAAAACUUAACAGCAAUGGCUUUUCAAGUUUAGGUCUCAUGCAGUCCCAGCAGGCUCCUAUAACCCACUCCCAUAACCAAUUCAAACCAACCAUGGCAAUUAGAGCAUACUCUGGACUGACUGAUGGAGAUGCUCCGUCUUGUUCAACCUCGCCUUCCACUAAUAAUUGCCAAGUUUCAGCAUCAAACAUGCUCAAUAAGAACCAACAAGGAGCAGCCACACUGGGGGGAGACCCAGUAGCUGAGCCUGCAACUAACCUGGCUCAGGACCUACAAAGCAAACCUGAUUUGAGAAUCAAACAUGAGUUUCCUAGCUCAAAAGGAUUGGACCAACUAAAGUAUAAAGGCACUGUUCCUGAUCAGUUAGAAGCGUGUUCUUCUGGGACAUCAUAUUGUUUGGAUGCUGGCACCAUUCAGCAGACUUUCCCACUCCCUACAUGUUUGGAUAAUGAUGUACAAUCACAGCCACGAAACAAUAUCCCUUUCAGUAAUAGCAUGGAUGGAUUGGCACCAGAUACCUUAUUAUCGAGGGGAUACGACUCGCAAAAAGAUCUUCAGAACUUACUUUCUAACUAUGGUGGUGGUGUUGCUAGAGAUAUUGAAACAGAGUUGUCCACUGCUGCAAUCAGCUCUCAGUCAUUUGGGGUCCCAAACUUGCCUUUUAAGUCUGACUGCUCAAAUGAUGUCAACGUAAAUGAAGCUGGAGCUUUGAGUAGUGGACUGUGGGCAAACCACAGUCAACGUAUGCGUACAUACACAAAGGUUCAAAAGCGUGGAUCAGUGGGUAGGUGCAUCGAUGUCACUCGUUACAAAGGAUAUGAUGAGCUUAGACAUGAUCUUGCCCGCAUGUUUGGCAUUGAAGGACAGUUAGAAGAUCCUCAACGAACUGAUUGGAAACUUGUUUAUGUGGAUCACGAAACCGAUAUACUUCUAGUUGGUGAUGAUCCUUGGGAAGAGUUCGUGAGCUGUGUUCAGAGCAUAAAGAUCCUGUCAUCCGCUGAAGUACAGCAGAUGAGUUUGGAUGGAAAUUUGGGUCACAUUCAGGCUCCCAAUCAAGCUUGCAGUGGAACGGAUAGUGGAAAUGCUUGGAGAGGGCAGUAUGAUGAUAACUCGGCUGCAUCAUUCAACCGAUAAGGAGUUUAAUGUAUAACACUGAUCAUUGCCGUCUGGUUGCCGUUCUUAAUUAAAAUGUGAUGGAACGUUCCAAAAAGGUUCCAAUCAGCUCCUGAGGUGAGGGGUUCGAACAUGGAGAUUGACUUGCCACCCAAUUGCCAUUUCUAGUUGGUUCGAACAUGGUAGACGGCUAAAGCAUAUCAUGAAGUUGAUUUAGUUUAAGGCUAUUGUUUCAACUUUCUUCACUCCGGUUGCUACCUGAUUAAAUCAAAUACUAGUUGCAUGGUGGAGUCAAGCUUGAAAGUGAAGACAGCUUGACCCACUUUGUUCCUGUAAAUUGUUACACAAAUAUCGUUUAUAUUCCACUGUAUGUAGCAGCAGCUGGGGUAACAACCCUUGGUAGAUAUGAAAAUGAGCUUCAAUUUUAUGCUGUC
This is a messenger RNA of Cucurbita moschata (crookneck pumpkin), 4226 nucleotides long. Its product is annotated as auxin response factor 19-like. The transcript is spliced from 13 exons. Gene Ontology annotation, cellular component: nucleus. The record is from RefSeq and is a predicted model, not a curated record. Gene Ontology annotation, molecular function: protein binding; DNA binding. Lineage: Eukaryota; Viridiplantae; Streptophyta; Magnoliopsida; Cucurbitales; Cucurbitaceae. Gene Ontology annotation, biological process: regulation of DNA-templated transcription; response to hormone. The coding region runs from base 517 to 3813 and encodes 1098 amino acids.